Messenger RNA from Symbiodinium pilosum, 1350 nucleotides. The record is from the annotation of a GenBank genome assembly. Lineage: Eukaryota; Dinophyceae; Suessiales; Symbiodiniaceae.
AUGCCAGAGCGUUAUGUCACCAUCGAACGAAACGGUCCGCUUGCACUCGUACGAUUUGAUCGCAAAAAGAAUCUGAACGCUUUUGACAGCCAGCUUAUUCUUGAGCUCACCGACGUUGCCAGGUCGUUCCACGAUGACCUGGACACCAGAGCCGUUGUACUGACCGGCUCAACCGAUUAUUUCUCGGCCGGCGCUGAUCUGGAAGACCUGGCUUCCCGCAAUGACCCAAACCUUUCCGACCUGGAAAGGCGGCAGAUAUUCUAUCGCGGCGGCAGGUUGUGCGAUGCCUGGGAGUCCAUGCCACAGAUCACCAUCGCGGCUAUGGAACGACUUGCAGUCGGUGCCGGUGUAGCUUUACCGCUGGCAUGCGACUGGCGGGUGAUGGGAAAAAGUGCCUACCUCUACGUACCCGAGGCUAAAAUCGGCCUGAAUCUGCAGUGGGGGGCGCUGCCUCGACUGAUAAACCUUGUUGGGCCAGCCCGUGCCAAGCGCAUAUGCCUGUUGUGCGAACGUAUGGAUGCACAAACCGCGCUUAACUGGGGGCUUAUUGAAGAAAUCGCGGCUGACGGAGAAGCGGCAGAUGUGGCCAUGGAACUUGCGCGUCGGGUUGCAGAAAUUCCACCGGUAGCAGCCAGUAUGAUUAAGGAAGCGGUCAACUCCACGACGACUGCGCUCAAUCGCAUUGCCAGUUACGCCGAUGCAGACCAGAGCCAGCUCAGCGCAGCAACCAAAGAUUGCACCGUCAGCCUGCUCACCUCAGGCGGCGUUUCACAAUGUGCCAUGCCAGCCUUCAACCCGGAUGCACGCAACGAUCAUCGUCUGGAUGCGAUUGAUCAACAUGCACCAGCUGAUGACUUUCAGAUCCACGACAGCUACUACGACCAUCGUGAUGCUGAACAAGACAUCAACUGCAUUUUUCCAAUCGAGCGGCUGCGAGAACUGGCCGCUAACGGUGAGAUAGGCCAGGUCUCCGAGCGCCUCUGGAGCGGAUUCAUGGGUCGUAUCUACAACCGCAGCAAAGUUAUGGAAGAAUCGGCCCCGGCAUUUGCCGCUGCCCUACGGGAAGACAAUGUCGACGUGCUGAUUGCCGGUAUUGCAACUGUCUACAUCGCUACCGGCAGAGACCUUACUGCCCUGGUAAAACCGCCACGAGCCUUAUUCGUCAAUCAUCCGAUGGGCAAUAAUUUUGGUCGGCCCGGUGAUACCAACAUGCAGCUGGACAUAUUGCGCACCGCACUGGGUAUGCUCGACAGCGUGACAGAGGGCGGCACCCUGGUCGACUACCUAACCACCUGGACUGACACAUUCGAGUUCGCGCCGGGCGGCAACGCUAGCGCUGCAGAAGUUUAG